AGCGGGGAUGAGUCUAGUGGGCGGCUUCCCCCACCACCCGGUGGUGCACCAUGAGGGCUACCCUUUCGCUGCCGCCGCCGCUGCCGCCGCCGCCGCCGCCACCCGCUGUGGCCACGAGGAGAACCCCUACUUCCACGGCUGGCUCAUCAGCAGCCACCCAGAGAUGUCCCCCCCCGACUACAGCAUGGCUCUGUCCUACAGCCCUGAGUACGCCAACGGGGCGCCGGGCAUGGACCACUCCCAUUACGGGGGGGUGCCGCCCGGGAACGGCCCGCCCGGGCUCGGGGGGCCCCGGCCGGUGAAACGCAGGGGCACGGCGAACCGCAAGGAGCGGCGCAGGACUCAGAGCAUCAACAGCGCCUUCGCGGAGCUGAGGGAGUGCAUCCCCAACGUGCCCGCAGACACCAAGCUCUCCAAGAUCAAAACCCUCCGUCUGGCCACCAGCUACAUCGCCUACCUCAUGGACCUGCUGGCGAAGGACGACCAGAACGGGGAGGCGGAGGCUUUCAAGGCAGAGAUCAAGAAGACAGACGUGAAGGAAGAGAAGAGGAAGAAAGAGCUGAACGAAAUCUUGAAAAGCACAGUUAGCAGCAACGAUAAGAAAACCAAAGGGAGGACUGGCUGGCCGCAGCAUGUCUGGGCUUUGGAGCUCAAGCAGUGAGCACGGCAGGACUGGAGGAGCCGUCCUCUCAGUCUCGGUAGUGAGCUCUCCUCUGAGGACUCUUUGUAUUUGGAAUAAUCCAGUUUAUUUAUGUGCAAUUUCUCCCCCAACCCCCCAAAAUGUGGAUAUUUGAAGGAGAGGGAAAAAGCAUUCCAUAUAUGAAGAGGAAACUCCAUCUUGGUAAGGGGUAAUGUCUCUAAAUGUUUCGUGAAUGUUAUUUGCUCUGUAUAAAACACGUGGGGAAAACAGAACCAUAGAAAAGGAAAAAAAUCCCUCCCUGGCAUUAGUGUGUAUGUGAAGUGUAUCUUUAAUACUUGGCCUUUUGGAUAUAAAUAUUCAUGGGAUUAUAAAGCUAUAUUUCAACAGAAGCAGUUGCACCAAUGUUUCGAUUGACUCGGUAUUUAGUGUUGUAAUUUUGUUGUGGUCGUUCAGUAUUUGAAGAUGUUUUCAACAGUUAUUGGUUAUGUGCACUUCCGUCCGUAAGGGAAAAAGUGGAAUCUAAUUAAUAUUGAAGGUGUAAACGUUGUAAGUACUCAAUAAACCACUGUGUGUGUUUUUUACAAAACAAAAGAAAAAAAAAAGAAAAAGAAAAAAAAAAAAGAAAAUCCAAAUCUUUUUAUGUUUUAUACCUCAAAAUGUUUUGAAUAACAGCGUUGUUUAUGGCUUUUUUUUCAUAAUAUUUAAAAUAUU
Messenger RNA from Passer domesticus (house sparrow), 1351 nucleotides. RefSeq names its product heart and neural crest derivatives expressed 2 (gene HAND2). Gene Ontology annotation, molecular function: DNA-binding transcription factor activity, RNA polymerase II-specific; RNA polymerase II transcription regulatory region sequence-specific DNA binding; protein dimerization activity. NCBI's taxonomy places the organism in Eukaryota, Metazoa, Chordata, Aves, Passeriformes, Passeridae. Bases 8 to 661 code for a protein of 217 amino acids. The record is from RefSeq and is a predicted model, not a curated record. The transcript is spliced from 2 exons. Gene Ontology annotation, biological process: heart development; regulation of transcription by RNA polymerase II.